AAGCACUAGAUUCUUGGCCAAAACGACCGCAACUCCUAGUUUUGUCUAUGGCAAGCAGACAGACUAAUCGGGAACACGGAGAAGGAGUUAUUACUACCUUAGAUGCUAGCAAAGAGCACGAAAGAAAGGUUUUAUCAACCGGAAGUUGCUUGUUAGACCAAGCUAUCGGCACCGGCGGUUACGUGGAAGGAAAAAUAGUAGAAAUUUUUGGUUUGGAAUCCAGUGGCAAAAGCACUUUGGCUUUGCACGCAGUUGCCGAAUGCCAAAAAUUAGGAAAAGUAGCGGUUUACAUUGAUUUAGAAAACGGAUUAGAUAAGAAUUAUGCCACUAAUCUGGGG
Messenger RNA from Racocetra persica, 338 nucleotides. Lineage: Eukaryota; Fungi; Glomeromycota; Glomeromycetes; Diversisporales; Gigasporaceae. The record is from the annotation of a GenBank genome assembly.